AUGGUCUGCCGUGCCAAGGGUGGGAAACGUUUUCCUGUGCUGCUUUGCAAUAAGCCCCAGUUGUAUCAUUAUUUGCACCCCCCUUUUUUUUUCAGUAGAGUAGUCCUGCUGGAUUUUCAGCUUGGUAAUCUUCCGAGUAGCUAUGCUUUGACCAGCGCUGCUUGUGAAACUGAUUGUUUGACUGAGGUAGGAUUUGGGUUUCAGAACCGGACUAACCCCAGGCCCAGCAGUCCCAUAAGCCUCAGCGCUUGCAGGUCCGUCUUGCAAGUCGAUGACUUUUUCAAGUGUUUUUUCUGUGUCUGUUUUGUUGCACAGCGACGCCUGCGUCACCUUCGAAGCAUCGCAGCCCGGAAUAUUGUUAACAGGAACGGCUCUCCGCUGCUGGACACGCUCUUUACACUGCACUUGUGCGCCGGCUCUCGAAUAUUCAGAGCCUUUUACAAGAGUGAAGUUGUAAGAGACUCAUUGAAUCCCACAUGGAGGAGUGUAGACUUUGCUGAGCUGCCAGAGGAGCUCGACAUGUCUGUGUCCUGCUUUGUGGUGCGGAUCUGGGGAGGGCGACUGGAACAGUACCAGCUGCUCAUAGAAUGGAAGGUGAAUCUGGACGGGCUGAGAUACACGGGGCAGCAGAUCCGGUCUCGUAACCCGAAUGAAAUAAUAUUUGGAUUGAAUGAUGGCUACUAUGGAGCCUCUUUUUAUCACAGAGAUCCGUCGGAAGGGAAGAGCAGUUUACUGCAGGUGGACCAGAGCUCUGUGAGGAACUCCUACAGCGUCUUCUCUUUGCUAAGGUUGCACACAGCCCAGCGUGCAAUAAAACAGACUCAAGCAACGGUCCAAAAGAUUGGGACGGAGAUUGAAGAGAAGCUCAGGCUGACCGCAUCGAGUAACGAGCUGAAAAAGGAACGAGAGUGCAUACAGUUGAAGAUCUUGGUGUUGCGGAGUGAGUUGGAAAGACAGAAGAGAGCACUUGGGAGAGAGCUGGAGACAUUGCAGAAGGAACAGACACUGUUGCAAAGAAAAGGGGAGGCAUUCUCAAACAAGCAACAAUCAUUGGAGACAGACCAGGAGUCCUUAACAGAGCAGCAAAAGGAAUGCACUGCCAAAAGAGAGCUGUUUUUGAAGAGCAAUGCUCAGCUGGCUUUCCGGUGUAGGCAGUUGCUGUCAGAACUCUCGUACAUUUAUCCUAUUGAAGUGAGCAAUCAAACGGAUUAUGUAAUAUGUGGAGUCAAGCUGCCAAACUCGGAAGAUUUCCAAGCGAGGGACGACGGAAGCGUCGCGGUUGCCCUGGGUUACACAGCCCAUAUUGUGCUGAUGGUUUCCUGCUUUCUGCAAGUUCCGCUCAGGUAUCCGGUUGUCCACAAGGGCUCCAGGUCUUCAAUUAAGGACAAUAUCACAGACCAGCUGUCGGAAAAGGAGAGAGAAUGUAAGACCUCUGCACCAAAGAUAAAUAUUUGUAUUCUGAAUUACUCUGUCCUUCAGAGUUUACAGAGUGCUUGCUAUGCAACUACAGUACUGCACAUGUUUUACUUCAUCACAUUCAUUUUGUUCUUCCUUUUCUUUCUCUUCCCUCCAAGUGAUCGACAUCAGAUGUCAAGCGCGAUCCCCGUCCCGCUAAAAUCCCGCAUGAGCACCUCUGAGAUGGGCUACCCGACCAGGACCACCUCCCCAGAGAGAGGACUUCGCAAGCGGGCCGUCUCCGAGACCGAUCAGCCACAGUACAGAACCCCUCCGCCCAGCUACAACACAGCAACCACCCAGCCCAUAGCCCUGCUGGCACCUCCAAGGGGUUCUUCUGCUGCUAAGCCCAUGUCGUCUUCUUUAGACGCUGCCAUUGACUUUUCUAAAAGCAUGGAGGCAGGAAAGGCCCUAAAUGACAGUGGCGGCGGCGUCUCCGACUCGAUGAGAGACACAAGCGACCAGCUGGACUCCAGCCCCCAGCGCUCGGGCACGCUGAACGGGUCAGCCGUGCCCAGCGAGGACAACUCGCUGACGUUCAGCGGGGAGCUGCGCUGCUCCGUGGAGCAAGCCGAGGAGAUCAUGGGCACGGAGGCCACAGGGUACAGCGUGGGGGGGGAGCACAGCCUGGAGGGGUUCACGUGCAUCCCAGUGGACCACGCCGUGGCUGUGGAGUGUGACGAGCAGGUCCUGGGGGAGCUGGACGUCACUGGCUUCGAGGAGUUCUCCCGUCGCAUCUAUGCACUGAAUGAAAACAUGUCGAGCUUCCGCAGACCGCGCAAGAACUUGGAGAAGUGAGCUUAAAUAACAUCGCGAUCGGGUCUGGGCCUUUAACCAAACUACAAGUACAACAAAAUAAAGAAAGAAAUAAAGAAGAGUCUGAAAUAAACACAGAUUUGCACUUCUUAAGUGUAAUUCUAGUAUUAAUUGUGGCUUAUGUAUGACCUUUUUAAGGUGCAGAGAAUGCAGAUCCCAUGAGAAUGCAUAUAACAGUAAAUGAAAUAGGUUAUGAUUUUGAUCCCCCUGCCAAAUCCAGAUUCUGUCACUAUCAGGGUACCUGCUCUAUAAUGACCUCUGCUGGUAAGAAGGUGGUCAGUAAACUGAUGGGUCUUAACCAGGGUCGGAAUGCUCUGUCAGUUUGGCUGACAACGUUUUCAUUCUAAAGGAAUUUAGAAUCCUGAGAUGUAAAAACUUUAGAUAAUGAAUGCUGAACA
Molecule: messenger RNA, 2669 nt
Organism: Polyodon spathula (Mississippi paddlefish)
Lineage: Eukaryota; Metazoa; Chordata; Actinopteri; Acipenseriformes; Polyodontidae
Gene: uvrag
Product: UV radiation resistance associated gene
Exons: 13
Coding region: 1-2253 (750 amino acids)
Biological process (GO): SNARE complex assembly
Cellular component (GO): lytic vacuole; endosome; phosphatidylinositol 3-kinase complex, class III, type II
Molecular function (GO): SNARE binding
Source: RefSeq, a predicted model, not a curated record